Syngnathus typhle (broad-nosed pipefish) is the source of this 8300-nucleotide messenger RNA. RefSeq names its product glutamate receptor, ionotropic, N-methyl D-aspartate 2B, genome duplicate b (gene grin2bb). The record is from RefSeq and is a predicted model, not a curated record. Gene Ontology annotation, molecular function: NMDA glutamate receptor activity; transmitter-gated monoatomic ion channel activity involved in regulation of postsynaptic membrane potential. Lineage: Eukaryota; Metazoa; Chordata; Actinopteri; Syngnathiformes; Syngnathidae. Gene Ontology annotation, cellular component: postsynaptic density membrane; postsynaptic membrane; NMDA selective glutamate receptor complex. The coding region runs from base 21 to 5336 and encodes 1771 amino acids. Gene Ontology annotation, biological process: long-term synaptic potentiation; synaptic transmission, glutamatergic; monoatomic ion transport. The transcript is spliced from 14 exons.
UAUUUAGUUUGACGAGUUAAAUGUUUUUUUUUUCCGAAACCCGCUGUGUGUUUGGAUACGGUCUUAAUAACAGCUCUCCUUUUUUUGUCUCCUUCCUGCAGGGACAGCAUUUACACUCCUCCACAAUGCUCGUCAGCCUCCCCCCGUCUCCCGCCUGUCCUCGGGAAGCGCACCUUCUCUCCGCCUCCUGCCCCCAUCGUCCUCCUGCUGUAACCCUAAAACAGAGAUUGCGUCACCCAAAUGCUCAGCCGCAGCUGCUCCUGCUCUUUCUUAUUCUUUUAGCGCUCCUGCAGCCCGUCUGCGGGGCUCGGGGCAGAGGGGGAGGUCCAGGUUCAGGACCAGGAGGCGCCCCUGGAGGGCAGGGUGGCCCGAGGGGUGGCAGCACCCAGCGCGGCGUUGUCAUCCCUCCUCAUUACUCCCCCGGGCCGCAGGUUCUUCCCCCAAUCAACCCCAAACUCAUCAGCUCCCUCAGCAUCGCCGUCAUCUUGGUAGGGAACUCUAGUGAUGUGGCCCUGGGGGCAGGACUUGAGAAAGAGGACUUCCUGCACAUCCCCUACCCACCGAAGGUGGAGGUGGUCACCAUGAACGAGACCGAUCCAAAGAGCAUCAUCAAUCGGAUCUGUACCCAAAUGUCCCGGAACUCUUUGCAAGGCGUGGUUUUUGGCGACGACACGGACCAGGAGGCCAUCGCGCAGAUCCUGGACUUCAUCACGGCCCAGACUCACAUUCCCAUUUUGGGCAUCCGGGGAGGCUCUUCCAUGGUCAUGGCUGCCAAGGACGACAACUCCAUGUUUUUCCAAUUCGGCCCGUCGAUCGAGCAGCAGGCCUCGGUCAUGUUGAAUAUCAUGGAGGAGUAUGACUGGUACAUCUUCUCCAUAGUGACCACAUACUACCCAGGCUACCAGGACUUUGUCAAUAAGGUCCGCAGUACCAUCGACAAUAGCUUUGUAGGCUGGGAGCUGGAGGAAGUCCUCCUGCUGGACAUGUCAGUGGAUGACGGUGACUCCAAAAUCCAGAACCAAUUGAAGAAACUGCAGAGUCCCGUCAUCCUUCUGUACUGCACAAAAGAGGAGGCCAGCACCAUCUUCGAGGUGGCUCAUUCUGUGGGUCUCACCGGUUAUGGCUUCACUUGGAUCGUUCCCUCACUGGUGGCUGGAGAUGCAGAACACGUACCCUCUGUUUUCCCAAUAGGGCUGAUAUCGGUGUCAUACGACGAGUGGGAUUACAACAUCGAAGCCCGGGUGCGUGAUGCAGUCGCCAUCAUUGCCACGGCGACGUCCACCAUGAUACUGGAUCGGGGGCCUCACACCCUCAUCAAAUCCAGCUGCUUCGGGACCCUUGACAAGAAGAACAUCAACACUGGCCACUCCAAGGAAAUACUCAGGUACAUCAUGAAUGUGACGUUUGAAGGGCGUAACCUGUCAUUCAGCGAGGAGGGCCACCAGAUUUUCCCCAAACUGGUCAUCAUUCUUCUCGACAAGGACAGAACGUGGGACAGGGUGGGCAAGUGGGAGAAGGGCUCUCUGGCCAUGAAGUACCACGUGUGGCCACGUUUCGAGCUCUACUCUGCGGCGGAGGAGCACGAGGACCACCUGUCCAUCGUCACGUUGGAGGAGGCGCCUUUUGUCAUCGUGGAGGACGUGGACCCGCUAAGCGGCACCUGCAUGAGGAACACCGUGCCUUGUCGUAAACAGCUCAAACUCAUCAACCAAACAGGCGAUUCGGGAAUCUACAUCAAGCGCUGCUGCAAAGGUUUUUGCAUCGACAUCCUGAAGAAGAUCGCCAAAGCGGUCAAGUUCAGCUACGACCUCUACCUGGUUACUAACGGUAAACACGGCAAGAAGGUGAACGGGACGUGGAACGGAAUGGUUGGAGAGGUGGUGCUUAAGAACGCUCACAUGGCGGUGGGCUCACUCACCAUCAACGAAGAGCGGUCCGAGGUCAUCGACUUCUCCGUGCCCUUCAUCGAGACGGGAAUUAGCGUCAUGGUUUCCCGAAGUAACGGGACCGUGUCACCCUCUGCCUUCUUAGAGCCCUUCAGUGCUGACGUGUGGGUGAUGAUGUUUGUGAUGCUGCUGAUUGUGUCCGCCGUCGCCGUGUUUGUGUUUGAGUACUUCAGCCCGGUGGGUUACAAUCGCUGCCUGGCAGACGGCAGAGAACCCGGCGGUCCCUCCUUCACCAUCGGCAAGGCCGUCUGGCUGCUUUGGGGUCUGGUGUUCAACAACUCUGUGCCGGUGCAAAAUCCCAAAGGUACCACCAGUAAGAUCAUGGUAUCAGUGUGGGCCUUUUUCGCUGUCAUCUUCCUGGCUUCCUACACUGCCAACCUGGCAGCCUUCAUGAUCCAGGAGGAGUAUGUGGACCAGGUGUCGGGCCUGUCAGACAAAAAGUUCCAGAAGCCUAACGAGUUCUCGCCGCCGUUCCGCUUUGGCACCGUGCCCAACGGGAGCACAGAGCGCAACAUCCGCAACAACUAUCGAGACAUGCACACCUACAUGACCAGCUUCCACCAGAAGAAUGUGGACGAGGCCCUGUACAGUCUCAAGACCGGCAAAUUGGACGCCUUCAUUUAUGACGCCGCAGUGCUUAACUACAUGGCGGGACGGGACGAAGGAUGCAAGCUAGUCACUAUCGGCAGUGGCAAAGUAUUUGCCUCCACUGGUUACGGCAUCGCCAUCCAGAAAGACUCGGGUUGGAAACGAGCGGUGGACCUGGCCAUCCUCAUGCUGUUUGGAGACGGUGAGAUGGAGGAGUUCGAGGCUUUAUGGCUGACAGGUAUCUGCCACAAUGAGAAGAAUGAGGUUAUGAGCAGUCAGCUGGAUGUGGACAACAUGGCGGGGGUCUUCUACAUGCUCGGGGCCGCCAUGGUUCUGUCACUUAUCACCUUCAUCUGUGAACAUUGGUUCUACUGGCAGCUGCGCUUCUGCUUCAUGGGCGUGUGUUCCGGAAAGCCCGGGGUCACCUUCUCCAUUAGCAGGGGUAUCUACAGCUGCAUACACGGAGUACAAAUUGAGGAAAACAAAUCAACCAUAGACUCGCCUUCAUCAUCCAUAAAGAAGAACAUGAACAAUACCCACUCGAACAUCUUGAGGUUGCUCCGCACUGCCAAAGACAUGACUGCAGUGCCGGGCAUAAACGGCUCGCCGCACGCGGCCCUGGAGUACACCCACGGUGGUCGUGAAUCGGGCAUCUAUGACAUUCAGGAGCACCGACGCAGCCUCGUAGGGCACCCGGCAGACUGCAAGUUGGCGCCGCCCUACAUCCAAGAGGACAGCAUGUUCACUGACUACAUCAGCGAGGUGGAGAGGACUUUUGGGAACUUGCCCCUGAAGGACAACAACUUGUACCAGGACCAAUACCGGCACCACCACCCGGUCUCGGCUUUGGGUAUGUCCGGCCCCCCGCCUAAUAGGCCGCGUAGCUUAGGCAGCGCUAGCUCAUUGGAAGGGGGCAUAUUUGAUUGCGAAAGUUUAGGGGGAGGAGUAGCACCCAUCUUCACCACCCAGCCUCGCCCCUCCAUGACUCACAGGAAUACCAAUAAGUUUGACCUGAUUGCAGGUCACCCCCCCGCGGAUUCCAACCAAGUUGGGUUCAAGGGAAGCAAUGUGUACGGGAGGUUUUCAUUCAAAGGAGGCGCAUCUAGCACGGGGUUCAUCGGGGGUCAUGAAAGGUACUGCGGGGGAGGUGGGGGCGGGGGAGGCUCAGGGGGUGACGACGGAAACGUCCGCUCCGACGUGUCGGAUAUCUCCUCUCACACCGUCACCUACGGCAACCUGGAGGGCAACGCCAAGCGCCAUAAGCAGUACAGGGACAGCCUGAAAAAGAGGCCGGCCUCUGCCAAGUGCAGACGGGAACAGGACGAGCUGGAGCUGAGCGGCUUCAGGAGGAGACCCCACCACCACACCGUCCACCACCACUUCCCUCACGGUCCCUUGGCACACCGCACCAUCUCACCUCCCUUGGAGCGCAAGCGAGGAGGGGGUAACGCUUCACCUUACUUAUUCCGCAAAGACAAAGAGAACUUGAGGGAAUUCUAUGCCGACCAAUUCCGCUCAAAGGAGGGCAAGUGGGAGCAAGAGGUUGGAAGUGGAGGAAGUGGUGUGGGCGUUGGUAGCGGUGGCGGUAUCUGUAAAAGCUUAGUUCCUGUGGAAGACUUUCUCAAAGGUAAAUGCAAGAAGCAGGACUCCAAAGGUGGGGUCGGCUCAGUGUCGGCAGGUCAGCAGGCCCACACCUGCUGGGAGAAGGGCGUCUCCGGACUGGGAGCAGGCGGCAUAGCCGGAGGUGACUGGGAGUGUCGUAACUGCCACAGUGUGUGUCAUCACAGUGGAGGGGUGGGGGGCUCCUGCCCUGCUAGCGGGAUUGGGGCGAGCAACGUUCGCCCCAGCUCUGCUAGCUGCAAGCGCUGCGACUCGUGUAAGAUUCAGCCCAGCAACCUCUACAACAUCAGCGAGGAUAACAACAUAGUGUUUUCUGCAGGGAAGAGCAACAUAGGAGCAGGCCAAACGCCGACUCAGAGCAGGAAGCUUGGGCCAGGUGGGCGGGUCUUACGGAGGCAGCAUUCUUAUGACACGUUCGUAGACCUGCAGAGGGAGGGGUCAGGUCGCAAGGGAGGGGUUGGCGGCGGCGUUGGCGGCCAGUUUGCCCAGCCCCGAAGUGUGAGCCUUAAAGACAAAGACCGUUACAUGGAGGGCCCCAGUCCUUAUGCUCACAUGUUUGAGAGGUACGCAGGGGAAAGAGAGUCUCCCAUGUUUGGAGGGAUCGGCGGAGACAGGGCUAAAGGUGGCUCCUCCUUCAGUUUGUUUCGCGGAGGCGAAGGUGGGUUGCAUCGGCGGUCCGUGGGCGAGCGAGACCUAAGAGACAGGGACAGGGCUAAGAUGGGAGGUGGGAGCGGUGGUGGUGGCAGAGGCGCCGGGACUUACUCCUUGUCUAAAUCUCUCUACCCAGAUAAGGUGAACCAGAACCCCUUCAUCCCAACCUUCGGCGAUGACCAGUGUCUUUUACACGGUGCCAAACCGUACUACAUGAAAAAGCCACAGACGCAGCAACAGCAGCAGCAGCUACUCAACAACACCCGAGGAGGAGGGGACUUCCGGGGCUCCAUGGGGACCACUUCUUAUUUGCCUGCGUCGGCCACGGCCGGGGUGAUGUCCAAUGUAGCCCCCAGGUUCCCCAAAGAUCUGUGUCUAGGCGGGGUGGGCGGUCCCAUGGGCAACCACCACGGGGUCAACAAGCUCAUGCCUGGCAGUCGGGACACGUUAGGUUUGAGCCAAAGACCUUUCAAUGGUGCAAGCAAUGGACACGUCUAUGAAAAGCUCUCCAGCAUAGAGUCGGACGUCUGAGGGGAGGAUAAAGUGGGGGAAGACAAACGAGGGAAAACGGAGAACAAAGAACCGGCGCAGUACGAAGAGAAGGCGACACGAGUGGGUGUCGUUCCCACGCCGCUAAACGCCACAAUCUGGACGAUGCAUUCAAAGCCAGACUGUGGACGGCGGGUUUUAAGCAACGAGGGAGGAUUGUGGUGCUGGGAAGGAGGUAGGGAAAGACAGACGGACGGAGGAACUUGCUCUCUCGAUAAGCUCAUUGUUCCACAACAAAUUUUUGAGUUCACAACGGUAUUACAAUCAUGAAUGAGAAAUCAACACUGCUGAAGUAACAGGGUAAAUUAACAAUAAUUGUACCAAUAGUGUUAAUAUUAUUACUGAAUAUUACUCAAGUGUUUCAAGAUGAUUGGUUUGUUUUCCGAUUUUAUUUAUUCAAGUAGUGUUUGUACGAUGUUGAUUGUUUCUUAGCUUACCAACGUCACAGGAGACUUGUGGACCAUUUUGAAUAUUUCGGGGCUCCUGUUAUUUUGGAUUCUUCUUUGUAAUGAAUUAUUUCUUCAUGUUUGAUUUAUUUAUUUACUUUUCACAAUUUUGGAGAGUAUUGUGAUGUGUAUGUGAGAAAAAGGCAUGACUAAGUACAAUGUACUUAUUGGCUUCCUUUUUUUUUUUUAAUGGUCUUAUUACACCUACGGAAGCCUACAUCAUCAUACUGAUUUGCCUUCCAUUUAGUUUUUUUUUUUUUUUUUUUGCUUUCUGCUCAGCAGCACCGAAAGGGUCUCUCAUUUCAAGCUGGAUGUGCCUUAAAGGAUUAUUGUUUCACCUCCAGACAAUUGGUUCCUUAAUUUCAGGGCUAAAAACUUUCAUCACAGGAGUCACAUGUUAAAGAAAGUUGUGACAAUGACAAACUUUCCGGCAGUUGAGCUUCAACGAAGGUGUCAAAUGUUAUUUCUAAAGACAGGAAGAGAAGUGUUGCGGUUCAGAGGAGUUUUACGCAUACCCUACAAAAUGGUAAAAGAGUAGUUAGAAUUUAUGAGCCACUGUGCCAGAAUGAGAAAUAAACAUUCCUUUUUGCUGAAGAAAAAAAAAAAAAAAGUUUUUGACAUUAUCCUCAUUAAAUUAAUUUAGCAUAAGUGAUCACCUACUUGUUUCUUCUGUGUUUACUCACCAGGGCAAUUGUGCUGUUCGGACCAGAUAUGCUCUGAGUAAGACACUCUGCAUGCUACUUUUGUUUUAUUUUGUUUAUAUUUAAGGUAUUAACAAUGCCUACUUUAGUACAUAGUCACCAAUUACCACGAUGAGUGCAACACUCUUUCUGGAACAACAUUUGCACUUCCACUAAAUAUUAUGUUUAAAACAUCGUGAGUAAAAUAAAUAAACAUUGAAAUUCAAAUUUGUUCCCCAAAAGGAUUCGAAUCUGCUAUUUUACGGUAUAGGCUGGCAUUUUGGUAAAUUAUGUUUUUAGGGAGUUACUGGAAAAGAACAAUCCACAAAAUAUGAAGCUAAUUUAGAUUUAAAGCAAUCCGUCCAAUAAAUAACAAAUGACAUAUUUUGUCAAUGUUAUUAGAAAUAUUUCUGCAAAUUCCCCUCCUAAAAAUGUGAGCAGCUUCCACAGCUAAUUCAAAUUCCAACACAGUGGAACUUCCAAUAUCAAACAAUCUACUCUGUGAUGCUAGUCCCCAACCAUGACCACUCCCAUAAUGGCGCAGCCCUCCCUCUCCCAGGUCCAUCAGCAUGUUAUCGAGUUGUCCUUAUUUUAUGCCAAUUGAAAUGUUACUUGUAAUAUUGUUAAAUAUCCAAAAAUGCAUUUGGACAAAAUUUUACCCAAUACCGAUGUUUGUUCCUUGGUAAAUUCAAAUACGGAGCACACAAUAGAGUAAAUGUUUUCUUGUCCUCCCCAUUUCGAAAUUAAAAGCAACUUCAGUAAACUUGGUUGACAAGUCAGUAUGUAUGAUAAUAAGUGUUUGCAUGCAUACACUAUUCUUUCUUUCUGCUUUUACAAUUUUAACUUUUAGGCCAGCAACUGGGUGUUUUUUUAAAACUUACUUUUUAGAAAUAUCAUUGGUACACGAUCAGUGUUAGUGUACGUGUGUUUGUGUGUGUGUGUGAUUGUCUUAACAAGAGAAAACACCAAUCUAACACACCAAAAUCAAAAGUGAAUACUCCCAAGUUAACAAGACAUUCUACAAAAUUGAUUAAUGGUUGUGUUGGCUAAAUGUUCUUGAACACGGUGGAGGUUUUGCUGUCAGUCACUGAUAAAGCCUUUUUCAUACUUUUCUUCUUUUUCUCUCUCUUUUUUUUUUUUUUUUUUUAAAAAAAACAAAAUAUCUCCGUACAUAAUUUCUGUUGUCGUACGUGCCUGAAUUUGUAAGCUUGAUUACCUCUGUGUGUGCGAGACACAGCGUGAGUGAGGAAUACACACUUCUUUUAUAUGUACUAUACAACUCCAUGUAAAUAGAGGCACUCAUGGAUUUUUGAUAUAUUUAACAAAUGUACAAAAUGGCAGAGGAAAAAGGUCUAUUUGCGAUCAAUCUUUGAUUCGUAGGUGCCCCUCGCAAAAUUGUUUUGUAACUACUUCAAGACGUGUUAAUGUGCAGUUCUUCAUAAUGACGGAAAAUGCACGUUCGGUCGUUUUAUUUUGACCUGAAGGAGAAGAUCUGCACCAACUAGUCCAUGGGAAGCACAAUGUCGUUCCGCUUUUGUUCCUUCUGUUUGGGUCUCAGACGAUCAAACGCCAUCCCGGAGCUGUACAGAUUGUGAAAAAUUGUACAUACAACUCCAAAUCUUGUUCACCCUCACUUUUUUGUAUGCAAAUUAAUUACUUGUGUGAAGAAAGCAUUUCAGAUUUGAUGGAAUAUUUAGUAAUAUUUGAACAAUGAGAUUAAAACACACAGUCGAUGUGCAAAUAAGUGCUGAGAAAUAUUCUUCUUCUGUCUCUUUGGAAUAAAAGUGUUGAGUAUUAAUAAUAAAAAAAGUGAAAUCUCA